UGUUUGGUUUAUCGUUAUUUUAAGUAGCCGUGGAACAAAAAAAACACACAUAAACAGCGACUUUGUUUUAACUAUACGGUAAAUUAAACACAACAUCGAGAAAAUGAAUUGUAUUUGAUGUUUUUAGGGUCCCGUUUCGUCAAUUUGUUUCCCUGUCAACCGAUGUUCUCGCGCUAUGGAAGCUAACUUCAACUGAUGAUUUCGUGCUUCUCACUCAGCUCUUUUGUUUCAACUUCAACACGCUGGCUAGUUAAUUUGGGGUCAACGCUCGUGCCAUCACGUCACACCGACCAGCCGGACAGAUGAGAGGUAGAAGAGGACAGUCUUCAUCAUCAGUUUCUCAGGAGCAGACCAGAAUGGCUCUGAGGAAGCAACUACUCCAGGAUGUCAGCGACGUUCCCUCCGGAAGCCAACAGGUUGGCGAAAACACGCAGGAGGACGAAGCUCUCGACGAUGGAGACGACAAUGACGAGCUCUCAUCAUCACUUCUGUCAUCGGCAUCGAGAGAAAAACGGAAAAGAGAGACGGAGAACAAAUCCAAAGAGAUGACCGAGGAGGAGAUGAUGGACAUGGCUUUGCGUCUGAGCGAACAGGAAGCCAGCGUCACUGCGCUCAGAGUCCAGCAAGAGGACGAGGCCAUGAUGAAAGCCAUCCAAGAGAGUAUGUUCAAUCAGACUCAACCGGCCCAAAGUCGGAGGCUGCCUACCGAUGCUGAAGCUUCACUCAGGAUCUUCUCUCCCAGGAAACUCUGGUAUGCAAACGGGAAGAAGACGUCGGCCGUCAAUCAGGGAGCAGCAGAGGACGUCUGCACACCAGAGGCCGACCUGAACCCAGGAGCAAAAGGAACAGGAGAUGAAAGUAAUAACAGGCUGAGAAAGCGGAAAAGGAAAGAAGGAAGUCCUCUGCUGGAGAUGCCGGACUUGUCGCAGGCUCAGAAGAUCUCCUCUCAGGCUUCACCCUGCAGCUCAGAGGGUCUCUCAGUGCCUCUGGACUCACCACAGAGCUGUGACUCGACCCAGAUCGACGACUGUCAGCUUCUUAAAUCCCCCGUCUUCCCCUCCGCUGACUGCAGAGCCAAGGUUCACGUCCCCCGGCUGAGCCAGGACCUCCUGGAGACCUGCAGAACCUCAGGGUUCGUGUUCUGCUCCUCUCGGGACAGUUGGGCCUCGCCUCGAAAGUCUCAGCCCGCUCAAGCCAGCAGUCCCACGUUUCCCAAAAGCCCCAAACGCUCCAACAACCUCACUUUGUCCGAGAGUCCUGUCUCCUUAGAGGCUGAUCAGGGAGAUGAUGUAGAGACGGAUCCGAGUCCCGAGUAUUUCAAAAGUCCAGUAUUUGGCAGGAAUACUCAGCACGAGAUGUCUCCAAGUGCCUGCAAACCCCAAGACGGUGUCUGUAACUCAGGGUUCAUGUUCAGUUCUCAGGAGAGCUCGACCUCCUCUGUGAAGUCCACGCCCGGUCUGCUUAAGAGUCCAGUAUUCCUCAAAAGCCCCGGCCUUCCCAAGAACCUCCCUCCCCCUGAAAAACCAGCAACCUGCAGAAGUCCUGUGUUCUCCGAGACUGUCGGAGGAGGAUAUACAAGCCCAGUGUUCGGCAGGAUCGGAAGACGACGAAAGAUUAAACUGGUUGAGCAGAAACACGCCGCGAGCCCUUCAGCUGCUGAGCUCAUGGGUUCAGACAGUGACGGGAAUUUAACCACCACCGAGGCUCCGGCUCAGAGUCUGAGGCAGGACAGCAAGACUGAUCACAAUCAAGACGCCGGGUUUACUAAGUCGUCUACGUCGGAUGAUACAGAGGAGGAGCUCAAGGAAACAUCCAAAGACUGCUCGGCUGAGACGGAGCUGACCAGCGAUAUGACGCUACUCUGGUCUGACGACGACGUCACGCCGGUGGGCUCACCCAGCCCGGUCUUCCCAGAGGAGAGGCCUGUUCAUCGGGCAGACGGUGAGGAUGCAUCCUUGAACCACGUGACGGCAGCUUCUCCGGGGAUGAACUGCAGACCUUCUACCUCCGCCUCCACAUCCACCAGCAGACAGCAGCCUUCCACCACAGAGAGAGGACCACAGCCAAUCAGCAGCCAGGGAGCGGUCAGCGGGGCGCCUGCAGGCGGGCCGACGGUGCACUACUACUGGGGGGUUCCCUUCUGUCCUCAAGGGGUGGACCCGGACGAAUACACACAGGUGAUCCUGGGUCACAUGGAGGUGUAUGAGAAGAGUCUGAAGCAGGCUCAGAGGUGUCUGCUCAGGAAGGCUGAGUGGGGGGAGGCUGUCCUGCCGCAGCCAGAGAAAUCCCCUUCACCUGAGUCGCCUGCUGAAUCCCUUCAGCAGCUCGUUCCUCGAAGGCGUGGCCUCAGACUGAGAAGGAAAAACGUGUGUGAGGCAGCUGAAACACUGUCUGCUGAGGCAGAGGAGGAUGAAGAAGACAAUAAGGAUGAAGAGGAGGAAAGAGAGAGCAAAGAAGGAGAAGAGAAGAAGAAGGAGGAGGGAGAAGAAGGACAGGCGGAUGCUGAUGACUGUGAGGUUUGUCCAGAAACCCAGCUGAGUGACAACGAUGACGACAAGACGCAAGAUCUGAUGAUGCCGCCCGACGCAGCAGCAGAGCGUGGAUUUCAGUUUGACGGUAAAAAGAGUCCGGAGCCGCCGGAGGUCGAGAUGAUUCUCCAAGUGGAUUCUCCAGCCGGAGAGGAGCUGCAGGGGGAGGAGGAAGAGAUGGAGGUGGAUGCCGCAGUGGACAGAAAGACGAAGGGGAGCAUCCCUGUGAGCUGCAGCGAUGCUGGAGGACAGCAUGUUAGAGAGGAGAGGACAGAGGAGGACGGGGGGGAUCCAGAUGUGGAGGAGAUAACGGAUCGAGGGCUUCAGAGGUCCACGUCUUCUGAAGUGCAGCCAGCCACCCUCUCUCAGAACCCUGAAGCCAAAGUGGACUGUCCCAUCUGUCAGGGCUGGUACCCGGUGACGGAGAUCGAGAGGCACGCUGCGUACUGCGACGGAGAGGUGGCCAUCGUGGGGGAGAGGAGGCCCGACAAAGUCUGCUUGCAAGUGUCUUUGAAGACUCGGAGGAAGAGAACAAGGAGAGCAGAGGCGGCUGCUGAAGUGACUUAUGAACCCUCCAACACUGGCAACAGGAAUCAAGAGAAAUGUUACGUCUGUCAGAAAGCUGUUCCCCUGAGAGACUACAACCGACACACCGAGCUCUGCAUCCAACGGCAGGCAUCAAAGACUGCAGCGAAGGGAAAUCUGCUGUCGGCUCUGGAGCAAACCGAGAGCAGAGAUUCAGAGGCCGGGCCGUCUGGAUCCAAACUCCACUCGGGAGAUGUCAUUGAUCUGCGGGAUGAUGAUGAUGAUGAUGAAGAGGAGGGCAGCGUUUCAGCUGUCAGGAUCAGUAACUCUCCCAUCAGAGCCUUCACUCCCAUCUCAGAGGCCACCGGCUGCCUUAUUGACUUCAAAACACAGCAGCGAGCCAAGACGCUGCGUCAGAGACGAAGAUGAGGACGGCCUCCUGGUGCUGACGGAGAACACUGGAAACCAGAGCCUUAAAUAAAGACCCAAUCAGGUUGGACGUGACAUUACGUUGAAAAAAAAGACUUGUUUUUAACCCAACACCUUCCUGAUGUCACAUAUUUAUGCAGGUAAACAACGACAGAUCGAACACUUGAAUGGUCAAAAUCUCACAAUUAUUUCAAAGCAGCCGGAUUCAGACUCUUUGUGUGCCACCAAAUUUAGCGUUCGUAUAUGUUGACGUGUUUCAGACUACCUCUUUGUGUAUUGAAACAUUUCCUUUGUGUUCACUUCUGUGUCGUCUUCGCCUUCUGAGUGUAAAUCAAAUUCAUACUAACAACAUUUUACUGGCCUUCAACCCUCAAAUAUGAGAAGUGAAGUUAUUGUUUGUAGCCCUGCUAAUCAGUUGUCCACUUAUCUCUCAAAUGUCUCCGCACACGUUGGAUGGAUUGCCUUGAAACUUUGCAAAGACGUUGAUGUUCUCCACACGAUGAAUCCUACUGACUUUGGUGAUCCUCUGAUGUUUCAUCUGGAGGCCAACUGAGGUCCAAACACUUAAGUUUAUAAAUAGAAACGCCAAAUAUUGGCACGCUGACUUGCUAAGUGUUAGCAUGUGUAGAUGCUAACAUGAAGCCUUCUAAUAGUAGCAUGUAAAUGUGCUAAAUUGUCCAUCAUGCUAAUGUUAAAAUGAUUCAUAAAAUUAAAAAAACGUUUUAAUUUCCUAGCCUAUGACGACCAAAAGUCCAAAACCCAAAGAUGUUAAUAUAACAAUAAUUCAUGACAAACAAGAGCAGAACAUUCUCACAUUUGAGAAGCUGGAACCCGUGAAAGUGUCUUUUUUUUUUUUGGGCUUAAAAAUCACGGAUUCAUUUAACUGAUCGAUCAGUCAGCUCAUCGUUUGAACUCUAUGUGGAUGAGAUGAACGCAGCUGUGCAGGUUGAUGUAAGUCAAUUCACAGAUAUGAUUCCUUCAGUUGACAAAUACACACGUUUGCCCACAUGAGUGUGAAUGUCCUAAAUGGGCCACCGUAGAGAUGAUAUCCAUCGUUUUAUUUAGAUUGCAACGUGGCCUUUUUUUUUCUGGCACCGCCCUCCGGACAAACAACAUUUUUUUAGAGCUAAUAAUAACCACGUUGUCUCUCAACUUUACGUCAGUCCUUUGUAGGUUCGAGUCGGCUGUUGAGCACUUCAGAUCAAACGCAAACAGUGGAAAGAUCGAGAGCCUGAAGAGCUCUGCAAGCAUUACUUUGAGAGAACAAAUCAGUCUUUUCAAUGCAGAUCUCUUAAUUGUACCAGAAAAAAGUCAAAUCUGAUGUUUUUUUUGUAAACUGUUGACAUUUGUUAUCCCAUAACAUGGGAUUUUAAACCCACUUCCUGUCAGGUCCCACAUCACCUGUUUUCACUGUGACUCUAGUGGAAGGAAGUGCGAUUCAGUUGAAGCCUGAGAACUCUGACUGUGAUCUUAAUGUCCCCGUUAAGAUCAGAGACGGCCCGGUGAGGGAGUUGAAAGUAACGGUAACAUGUUUUUUUUGGGAGUCGAUUUCCAUUUGUGACGAUCAGAAGCUCAACAUGUCGUCACUGCCCUGUUAAAUCAUCUUCUCUCAGCUCAGGGGAGUUUAUUUUAAUGCCUUCUCUUCACCAUGGACCAUAUGAAAUAUUAAGUUGAUGGAGAUCAAAUUUGCCUGUUUUUUUUUCACUGUAUCAACCUUGAAUACUGUAUCGGCACUUUAGAGUUGAAUUUGCUAAAACUCACUGUCACACACUGAUCACACGUGUUGGUUCAUUGAAGGGAGAGAUGAGCUUGAUGCGACAUGAUGUUUUCAGCGGGUGAAACAAUGUGCUUUGUUCUUAUUUUGUCCUUGACAGGAAGAACAGAUUUCACACAGAUACAGUUUGUCUAAUCCUCUAACCGUCGUUACAUUUCACUUGCAUUUCCUGAGAGACUGUUGCAACGCAGCGUCGUGCAGACUGUGUGUUGCGUAAGACUCUGUCACAAUGUUCAGUUGCACCAACUGGAUCGAAGUUUAGGAGGAAUAAUGAUGAAGUGGAGUUCAAAUAAAAGAUAUCUAUUACAAUAACAACUGUCUGUGUCCACUUUAGGACCAACAGUACACGGACACAAACGUUCCACCUGUAUGUGAUAGUUAAACAUGUGACACCAUGGGCCUUAAUGUGCGGCCAUAACGGCAGCAUUGAGAUCCUUUACUUCAAGUAAAAGUACUAAUAUCACACUUGCAUUGGAAAUGUAACCUCAGUAAAAGUAUGUAUAGUAUAAUAAGGAAAAUGUACUGAAAGUAUUAAAAGUAGAGAAAUGUGACCGUUAUACUAUCAUGUAUUAUAUCAUAGGUUAUUAUUACUCAUGCAUGAUGAAUGGAUGAUGCGUGAACAGGAUGUUCCUGUUGUAGCUGGUUGAGGUGGAGCUCAUUUUAAACUAUUCAUUGAUGAUUUUUUUAAUGAUGAGUUUGCUCCACCAAC
Molecule: messenger RNA, 5965 nt
Organism: Anarrhichthys ocellatus (wolf-eel)
Lineage: Eukaryota; Metazoa; Chordata; Actinopteri; Perciformes; Anarhichadidae
Gene: uimc1
Product: ubiquitin interaction motif containing 1
Exons: 22
Coding region: 303-3482 (1059 amino acids)
Biological process (GO): double-strand break repair; positive regulation of DNA repair
Cellular component (GO): BRCA1-A complex
Molecular function (GO): K63-linked polyubiquitin modification-dependent protein binding; histone binding
Source: RefSeq, a predicted model, not a curated record